GACAAUAUGGGGAUCAAAUAAGCAGACAGAAUAAUCGUCUGAACAUUCAGAACAUAGCUAAUCAAUUAUUAAGAUGUAACCCGAGUUAUGCUGGACAACCUUAUAGAAAUUUUCCUCCAAUAAAUGGUGCAAUGGGACAUCCAUUUAUAAUGAAUGAAUAUGCUUACAGAAAUUUGAUCAAUAAUCAUCCUGAGAUGGCAAAAUAUUACAUGUUUCCCACCUUUCCGGUAUUCCAUAGGGGGUAUUUCUAAUGGAACCAGUCAAUGGCCUCAGGAGAUAAAGGAUACUGAUAGCGAGAUUGGGAAAAAGCCUGCGCUUAACAAUAAUGACUGCCAAGGGAAUCAAACCUUACUUGACUCGUUACAAAAAUGAAAUCAAGAAAUUCUGCCAAAGAAUUCAAACAAAUUUAGGCACAAAGAUCCAAGCCCAGAUGUAGAGGUAAUUGAAAAUUUUAAUGACCAGGGUGACACACAUUCUUGUGCAAGAGAUGGAUCUGAAAAGGCAAUUCUCCUUGUAGAGGAAGGUGUUAAAGAAACCAAACUUCCUAAAUAAUAAGUCCACUGAUUUCUUUGAAACUAGUCAAAAAUACCAAACCGAAGCUUGAAACAAAGAGAAAUCAUCAAGCCAAAGGAAGAGGAGAAAUCGAAAAGCUGCUAGAAAGAAUGAAAAUUACACUAAUAAUACUGACAUUCGGGAUAUGUUCCCAGUUUGCAGAAAGACUUAUAUUGAAGAUAAAAAUUUCAGAUUUAAUAACCAUCAGAGCAGCACUAUUUCUUCAGUAGAUAGGACCCCAAAUACGCUUAAGAACGUCUGCCAAAUAACACCAGCUCCAUCAACAAUUGCUGAAAGUAAUAAGGAUAGCAAUUGAAUUGUAAUAGAAUCAUCUGAAGAAAUCGGAUCUGAUGUGGAAAUCAUGACUAUUACCCGAACAGAAUAUGAUUGGGACAUCGAAGGAUACAUUCCUCCAAAAAUAGGUAAAAAUCAUCAAAUCCUAAGCCUACCUCGCUGAAAAUAGCCGAACAAAAGAGAACCUACUAAAAGAUAAAAUGCCGUUUAUUCUUUGUUUUGAUGCUACAAAAGGGGUUCAGCAGUCUACAAGCUCUGGCUGUGCACAGAGUAGUGAUCCGUACACCAAAUUUAUUGAGCGAUGCAGGACCUCUCUCAAAAAGAGCUCUUCUAAGAGAAAGCCUCCUUUUGAUGAAGAACUCUUCCUCAGAUAUCUGGAUUCAAAGAACUAUAAUUUUGAACAGGCUUACCAAGGUAUUAUGAGGAACAGAAGAGAUUUUAGGAAUUUACGAGAUUUUGGAGUCAGGAAGAUCAAGAAUUUGCAAAGGAACAAAACAAUCGAGAAAAGAGAGAAGGAAAUGCUUGAGCAGGAGAUAGAAGAGGAUAAUAUAAUUUUCAAUAAAUAG
Molecule: messenger RNA, 1412 nt
Organism: Moneuplotes crassus
Lineage: Eukaryota; Ciliophora; Spirotrichea; Euplotida; Euplotidae
Source: the annotation of a GenBank genome assembly